AUGGUGUUACUUUCAUGUUUCCCACCUCUACGCAGACGAAAACCAUCUUCUUCUUCCACCGCCGACGUUGAUGAACCCGUCAAGUUAUUUUCUUCUCUGAUUACCGAUAUCGACAGGCUUCAAACAUCGCUACAACCUGAAGGUUCCAUUUCCCUUAAAUGGUGCUCUGAAGCCACCAAUCUCCUGAGGAAGAUUCACUUCCAGAUGCUUCUCUGUUACGAAAAGGUACCCUGUUCGUGGGAUGGCAUAAAUAUCUUGGAAGAGUACAUGAAAGAGACCUUAGAUCUCCUUGACUUAUGCAACUCUCUGAAAUCAGCCAUUUCCGGGAUGGGAAGGUAUCGGCUAAUGGUUGACAUCGCUGUUGGAAAGUUCUGUGAUGACAACGAGAUUCCAGAAGCAACUGCCAUGACUGAGAUUGAGAGAUUAGAAAGUGGGAGAAAGAACAUUUAUGGGGUUGAGAAGUGGAAAGAUAUGAAUCUAUUCGAGAUCACCGGCAUGCCUAAAACUAAGAUCCGUUUCAUCUAUGCCAUUAAAAGCACCAUUACUGUAAUGGGCAAGCUUAUUUUUUCUGCAGUUCUCUACCCAGUUUCCAAUAUUGGAAAGGAGGAGGAAGUUUACAGAGAGUUUCCUCAGCUGAAGUUAUUCUCAGUUUCACUUGGGAGGCUCGUGGAUUGCUUCUUGAAGGGGAAGGACGACACAGGGAGGCAGGUUUUGGUUGAGAAUAAGGUUGUAGAGAAGGCGGUUUUAGAUAUUAAAGAAGAGGUUUUGAAGGGCAAAGAAGCAGGGGAUCGAGAAAGGCUUCGGAAGAGUAUCGAUUUGCUGAAGAAAAGCUCUUUGGCUCUCGAAGAGGGUGUGGAGAUGUUUGAAGCUGCAGUGAAUAAGCUGUUUGAAGAGGUUGUCAAUGGAAGGAAUAAGAUUCUGGCUAUGCUCAAUGCAAAUUAGUGAUAAUAUAUAUAGAUCUGUACGUUGGUGUACAAAAUAAUUCUUCAUUUGUCAUUUUGGAGAUAUAUACAUGGAUGAAAAUGAUAGACCUACAA
Messenger RNA from Alnus glutinosa, 1037 nucleotides. RefSeq lists its product as uncharacterized. The transcript has a single exon. Lineage: Eukaryota; Viridiplantae; Streptophyta; Magnoliopsida; Fagales; Betulaceae. The record is from RefSeq and is a predicted model, not a curated record. The coding region runs from base 1 to 942 and encodes 313 amino acids.